Cloeon dipterum is the source of this 1600-nucleotide messenger RNA. RefSeq lists its product as uncharacterized. The transcript is spliced from 2 exons. The record is from RefSeq and is a predicted model, not a curated record. Lineage: Eukaryota; Metazoa; Arthropoda; Insecta; Ephemeroptera; Baetidae. The coding region runs from base 71 to 1567 and encodes 498 amino acids.
UUUAUUUCAAACCUUACCCAAUUCCGUACUAGUCCUCUGCAAAAUUCUUCUUAAAAGAAUUCUCUCUAAAAUGGCAUACUGGGCUGUGGACGUCUCUGAAAAUAAGCCUGAUAGAAUCACCAUUCCUGAGUUAACAUCUUCCGACCUGAAGGUUGCGGUGGCCACGUACCGCUCGUCCAAGGAUAGUGACUCAGAGACGAAAGAUUGCUCCACCAGGGUUCUCAACUACGAAGCGUCGCCCCUGCGCAGCACAACAGGCUACAAUCUGCGCGUUCUCUACCGCGUCGACGACGAGAGGUUCACUGUCAACUUCCAGUUACGCUAUGUGAAAAACGACGCCAGCAAGACAGAGAAGGAAACAUUCCGUAAGGAGCUCCUGUUCUUCGGCUGCGUAAUGCCAAAGGUGAAGCAGUUUCUGCCUUACCACCAGUCCAAGGUUCCUGUGCCUGAUUGUUUCCUGGCCAGAAGCCAUGACGACGAGGCGCUGCGCCAGUCGGCAAAGUCUUCGCCCUGCUGCCUCGUUAAGGGCUCUACCGACCUGAUUAUAAUCGAGGACCUGAUCAACGAAGGUUACGAGCCCUGCCAGCCGCCGUACGACAUGAUCCAUCUCAAAUUGGCAAUCAAAAGCCUGGCCCACCUGCAUGGGCUGAGUGUGUAUCUGAACCGACGUGGCAACAACCACAACUUGAGCAUUCCGCAGUGCUUUCCAUCUCUGGUGCCUGAGACCUUUUUCAGCAAGCGAUACAACCCGGUUUUCUAUUCCCAGUUGCAGAUGGCCACCCACAUUUUUUCGGCAGUAGGCCCUAUGCUGAACCAGGAGAUGCUAGUGCCGGGAAAAGAUGUUGUACCAGUCGUCCGACUGUUGAUGACUGGUCUCUGGGAGGUGGUUGAAGACGUGAUGAAAGCCAGUGCCACACAAAUUAACGCACUCUGCGUCGUAGACUGUGAUGCAGCCAACUUCCUCUUCUCGUAUGACGACCGCCGCGUGCCGAUCGCCUGCAAGAUCAGCAAAUUCCGCAACGCCAAGUUCACGCGCCCGAUCACAGAUUUGGUCAGCCUGAUCUACAACUGCUCCGUGGGCGGCUUCUCAAGCGACCAGUACCAACACCUGUGUGACGUGUACCACGAAGAAUUCCUAAACACCUUCAACAAGUGCCACGUCAAGUUCCACUCGACGCUGCCGCUGCCAGCCGGCCUCCUAAGUAUGCAGGAGCUGCGGCAAACCUUUGCAGAAUGUCGCCUACUCGGUGCUGCGCAGCGUGCGGUGCUCACCAGCUUUGGUUGCCUGCUCAACUUUGACGACCCAGAUGCUGAGGACCACUUAGUGCACGUAGAUACUGACAUGCCUAUGCACCACCUGGUGUGGCGCAAGCUGCUUGAGGACAAGAUCAACUUGCCAAGCAACCUGGUUGAUUUGCGUCACGUCGCGGUCAAGACACUGCAGAACAACCCUUACUACAGGGCGUCCAUGUUUGAGAGUCUGAGCGACCUGCUCACCUGUCUUUCCGCUCGUAUCUACUGCGAACUGCCCAAGCCGCACAAACGAUGCCCACACCCAAACCCGUAGCAAAGAAAAUUAUUAAUUUGAUUGAGUAAAAAA